GCAAGUAGAAGGAUUUUAUCCCAACAAGAGAUUGAAAACAAAAGCUUUUCAAGAUAAAAAGGUAAAUCCUAACAAACUAAUAAAGGAAAACAUUGAGCAGUUUUUGGAUUUGUCCAGACAAAAGGAAUUAACAAUGAGUCAAAGCAGCAAGGCGUCGACUUCUCAUUCUGCAAAUGAAGAUUUACAAAUGACCUUAGCUAGAGAGACAAAGAAGCUCGAAGGCAUCUUGAAACAAAUUGGCAUGAUGUCUAUUGAGAGACAGUCUCAUAUUAAAACAAUUGAGGAGCUGAAAAUUCAAGUUAUAAACGUAGAAAAAGUUGCACUUGACAAAGACAAGCUCCUUCAGGACAAAGACGAGGAAUUACAAAAACUAUUCGACGUAAACAGAACUUUAAAGGAGAAUAUCAACACAUUGGAGCAGAAAAACAAAGACUUGAGUCAGAAAAACACCACUCUGGAGCAGAAAACCACUGCUUUGGAGCAGAAAAACACCACCCUGGAAGAGAAAAACACUGCCCUAGAGAAGGAAAGAAAUACCCUGGAGCAGAAAUACACCUCCUUGGAGCAGGACAAAAGCGCCUUGGAGCCAAAAAAUACUGCCCAGGAGCAGAAAAACACCAGCUUGGAAAAAGAAAAGAAUACCGUGAAGCAGGAAAACACUGCCUUGGAGCAAAUAAACAUCGCACUGAAGCAGGAAAACGCCGCUUUGGAGAAUAAAAGCACCUCCCUGGAGCAGAGGAACAUCGCCCUAGAGAAGGAAAAGACUGCUCUGGAACACAGAUACACUGCCUUGGAAGAGGAAAAAAAUGCCUUGGAACAGGAAAAAAUUUCUCUAGGGCAGAAAUACAUCACGCUGGAGCAAGUAACCAUCGCCCUGGAGAAGGAAAAGACUGCUCUGGUGGAAAAAAGCAUCUCCCUGGAGCAGAGAAACACCACCCUGGAGAACGAAAACACUGCUCUGGACAAGAAAAGAAGCACCACCCUGCAGCAGAAUACCACCGCCUUGGAGCAUAAAAACACCACCCUGGAGAAGGAAAAGACUUCUCUGGAACACAGAUACACUGCCUUGGAACAGGAAAAAAUUGCUCUAGGGCAGAAAUACACCGCCCUGGAGAAGGAAAACACUGCUCUGGUGGAGAAAAGCACCACCCUGCAGCAGAAUAUCUCUGCCUUGGAGCAGAAAAACACUGCCUUGAAGCAGGAAAAAAAUGCCCUGGAGCAGAAAUGCACCUCCCUGGAACAGGAAAAAAGCACUUUGAAGCAAAUAAAUACCACCUUGGAGAAUGAAAAGACUGCUCUGGAGCAGAGAAACACCAGCUUAGAAAAAGAAAAAAAUACUGUGACGCCGGAAAACACUGCCUUGGAGCAAAUAAACACCGCACUGAAGCAGAGAAACACCGAACUGGAGCAGAGAAACACCGAACUGGAGAAGGAAAAGACUGCUCUGGAGCAAAACAGUACCGCCUUGGAGCAGAAAAUCACCACCCUGAAGCAGGAAAACACUACCCUGGGGCAGAGAAACAUCGCUCUGCUGAAGGAAAACAACACAUUCAACCAGGUAAACACUGUCUUAGAGGAGGAAAACAGCUUCUUGGAGCGGAACAGAGCCUCCUUGGAGCAGAUAAAGACCGCCCUGGAGCUGAAAAGCACUGCUCUGGAGCAGAAAUGCUCUCUCUUGGAGGAUGCAAACACUUCCCUGCAGCAGGAAAACACUGCCCUGAACCUGAAAAGCAUCGCCCUGGAAAUUAUAAACAACGCCUUUGAACAUGAAAACAUACGCCUGCAGCUUGAUGUGGACCAGCUGAGGGAAAGAGUGGAACAGCAGCCAUCUGAUGAGGAAACCGACGAAGCAGCUUCAGACCAGUCACAGAUGCCUGUACUCAGUCGUGCGAUCAGAGGCUUAUCUAAUGCACUUCUGAGAAUGUACCGAACAGCGACUCUCAGGUACUGGAUUGAAAGAUGGUACUUCUAAAUAAAAAAGUGACAUGAGGGCUUCAAGCUUCCUGCUGGAUUAUCGGUAGCAGAAAAGAUUGAGGACAACAGGACUGUGGUGUCGGGGGAGCUGGACACCUGGGGGCUGAUGGCAGAAGAAGAGUUUGAACGAUGUUGGCAGAGCUUGAGGCCCAAAGGACUGCGGUGCCAUGGGAACUUGAGGCCAUCGAACUCAGGUCUCCUUCGUCAGACGAUUCCUUUGUCGCCAGGUUACAGACACUUAUUUAUAUUUUGAACUCUAGUUUUGUUUAUAUUUUAGUUAGGGGUCGGAUGAGGAGCAUGGGGCCAGCAGUGACUCCCGGCCUGCAUCCAGGGCUUCAUAUCCUGUCCUGUUGGCAGGACAGGAUAUGAAGCCCUGGAGGUUCAUAGCCAACCUCCAGGGCUCAUAGCGAGUCCUGGAGGUUCGCUAGCU
Molecule: messenger RNA, 2404 nt
Organism: Gambusia affinis (western mosquitofish)
Lineage: Eukaryota; Metazoa; Chordata; Actinopteri; Cyprinodontiformes; Poeciliidae
Product: girdin-like
Exons: 1
Coding region: 134-1972 (612 amino acids)
Source: RefSeq, a predicted model, not a curated record